Messenger RNA from Ogataea parapolymorpha DL-1, 459 nucleotides. RefSeq lists its product as uncharacterized. Lineage: Eukaryota; Fungi; Ascomycota; Pichiomycetes; Pichiales; Pichiaceae. The record is from RefSeq and is a predicted model, not a curated record. The transcript has a single exon. Bases 1 to 459 code for a protein of 152 amino acids.
AUGAGGUUCAGAGAGGAUUAUGAGUAUAAGCGCAAAUUGCUUAUCAAUGUUCCCAAUAAAUUGACCAGUGAACAGUUGAGUACCAGAUUAAUCAACACAAUAAAUUUUGUCUCUAAUGCAUGCUCAGAACCGUGCACCGAAGAGAACAUAGAAUUUCGCAUUCUACGUGGAAUACUGCAACACGAAUCAUCUAAGUAUAAUCUCAAAGGUGAACUUGCCGAAUCAUAUUCAAUACGCGCUUUCAGCGAGUUAAGAUCGACUGCGAAGGCCACUGAGAUAAGUCCAACAUUACCUCCCAACUGGUUUUCAUGGUUAGAGAAAUCAAGAGAUUCUCUAAUUCCGAAACCAGACUACAAUCCGCCAACGAAGAAAGAUUUAAUAGACGAGACACUAUUUGCAGUCUUUCGCUUCGAAAGAAACAAAGAAAUGCUCAAUGAGUCAGCAAAGCUAGUGUUAUAG